UUUUCAGUCUUACAGGGCCGCGGCCCAAAUAAUUGGGAUUUUGAGAAGAAAACAGCAACAACUAGGCAGCUAGCUCUUACACGUCUGUUUGUUCAGCUUCGUGGCUUCUAGCCUUCGAUCCAAUCAUCCAAUUUUGAAGCGAGCCUCAGGACUGACUGAAUUAGGAAUUUCUUUUGCAACUGCCAAGCAUUUGAUAUUUUGCAGAAAAUGCUGGCAAGACGGUGUAUAGCUUCUACUCAUUUGAUUAGGAUUUACUCGGGGAGGAACAUGGAAAUGGGGAGUUUUCUUUGCCCCCUACGGAGUCCAGAGUAUUCCAAGGUUGCUGCAGCUGAGCCUGCCACAGCCGAUUCCAACCCGAAAAUCGUUGGCAGUAAAUAUGAGCAGGUGAGUGUAAAUAAGAUGUUUUGGGCUAAACCAUCGUCAUUAGAACUGCCCCCUGACUCAUCACAAAGGAUAGUAGAGCCACAGUAUGAGGGCAUCAAGCGUUUCAUCCUCAAAUUGAUGAUGUUUUACAGUAAACAGAGCACAUCCAUUCGAGGGGCAAAUGUUAUUUAUCGCCGCAUUACUCGUCAGGUUGAUGGACCUGCUCUAUAUGAUGUAUUUAGCUUGGAGAAAACAUUUAAAACAACAUUCUCUGUGCUUGUUCUCCAUAUGUGGCUAUGCUUGAGACGAUUGAAAGAAGAUGGAAAGGAUGGCUCUGAGCUGGGGCAGUAUUUGUAUGAGAUAUACAAUCAUGAUCUUGAAAUAAGAGUUUCAAAGGCUGGGGUCAACUUACUCUUGAGUAAAUGGAUGAAGGAAUUGGAGAAGAUAUUUUAUGGAAACAUUGUAGCUUAUGACGCUGCCAUUCUUCCUGAAGCCAAGCAGGAUGAGUUACAAAAUGUAAUUUGGAGGAAUAUAUACUCCGAUGACGGCACCUUAACACCCGAUGGUCCUGCCUUGCUUCCUGUCCAGGCUAUGUCACGGUAUGUUCGCAGGGAGACCAUGUGUCUUUCAUUGACAGAUAAAGCUGCUUUGUUUUCCGGGAACUUCAUGUUCACCUCAUUGGAUGGAAAACCGACCGGUUCUAAGGGGAGAUAGCAUUUAAAAUAAGACCCACAUCUGAUUCCAGUUUGCAUCUUUGCAAUUCAUAAUGCAUUUUAUGUUCCAGUUGACUACCUAUGAGAAGCAACUUGCUGAAUACUUGGGCAAGAAAUUAAGGAGAGCUACCCUUAUGCUGUCGUGAAAAGACAUUCAAUCCUGAGUUCUCAUAAUUAUCGGUGAGGUGCUAGUUGGGGGGUGGGUGGGGGGGAUUAGUAUACUUCAUAUUCACAACCUGCAAUGCUGGAAAAAAUGCAAGUGUCAACAAUGUCUUGAUUAUUUUGAGUACAUCGAAAAUGAGAACAUUAUACCUUGAAUUCACAAAAGUUUGUAAAACACUUUCUUCGUUGCUUGGCGGCGUGCAUAAGCUAUUAAGUUUUAUUCUUUUAAAUGAAAACCGGGGUCUCCUACAUGAAGCAAUGGAUACUAUUCUCAGGCUAUAUUUCCAAUAAUUUAAGUUUUUAACUAUAUUCUGUCA
Molecule: messenger RNA, 1555 nt
Organism: Cuscuta epithymum
Lineage: Eukaryota; Viridiplantae; Streptophyta; Magnoliopsida; Solanales; Convolvulaceae
Source: the annotation of a GenBank genome assembly